Oryza brachyantha (malo sina) is the source of this 882-nucleotide messenger RNA. RefSeq names its product 60S ribosomal protein L18a-like protein. The transcript is spliced from 5 exons. The record is from RefSeq and is a predicted model, not a curated record. The coding region runs from base 1 to 681 and encodes 226 amino acids. Lineage: Eukaryota; Viridiplantae; Streptophyta; Magnoliopsida; Poales; Poaceae.
AUGACCUGUCGUAACAGAGAACCCCAAAAAAUCAUUCCAGUCUCUCUCGUCUCUCCGGGAAGAAAUUACCCGCGUCGCGGUGGCCGCCUCAAAAUCCCAGACGAGACGCACGAGCAAACCUUCCCCCACCGCGCUAUGGCCGGCGAGAUGCCUGACGCCGACGGCAAGCCCAGCUCCGCCUCAUCGGGGUUCCCGCCGUCGGCGCCGCCACAACCGCCGCAGCACCAGUACGGCACCUUCGGGGCCCCGCCACCCGCCACAGGCGAGCUGCCGCAGCCGGCGGUCGGGUUCCCCCAGCCGGCCCCGCCACCUGGGUUCCGGCACUACCCGCCGCCGCCACCGGCGUCCUACGCGGUCUACCCUCCUCCGCAGACGUACACGGCCGCCGCGCCGUACUACGCCCAGGGCUACCAGGCCGUGCAAGGUUACAUUCCUGUUGUUGAAGGAAGGCCUGUGAGAAUGCAACGCCUUCCAUGCUGUGGCCUUGGCAUGGGUUGGUUCCUGUUUAUUAUUGGCUUCUUCCUUGCUGCCAUUCCAUGGUAUGUUGGAGCUUUCGUUCUGAUCUGCGUCCGAGUACAUGAUUACAGGGAGAAACCUGGAUAUGUUGCUUGUACUAUUGCUGCUUUGCUUGCUGCCAUUGCUGUUCUGCUUGGUCUCACGAAAGGAGAAGAUAUUUGGUGAACUGGUUUCGAUCAUCAGUGGUUUGCCUAAUGUAAAUGUCUGUUUGAAUAUCUUGUGAAAUUCUGGGUUGUACAUGCAUACAUAGAAAUGAUAGUGGGACGACGACGACGUAUUCUCAUAUUUGGCUAUGUAUAUUUGUAGUGUACAAAGGUGUUGAUGUAUUCAUCAUAUUUAUUAUAUUUAAAUAUCCAUUUUUCUAAC